AUGUGCAUUUGGUCCAUCGCCUUCCGGGCGAAUUUCCUCUUUGAGCCAUCCAGCAAGGUGAGAGCUGGCAGUUUUGUGCGUGUGACACCGCAUGCCAACAAGGGCAAGGCGGACAUUUGCCUAGUGCAGGAAUCUGAGGUGACUCUGAACUGCCACUUCAAGUUCCAGUACCAGAACUUCGAAUUCGUCGAGGCAGGGGUUGAAGAUCCAGAUUUGCUGGGAGAUGCGGAUGCACCAGGCGUGCGGCUCAUCCAAUGCCCCACGAACCAGCCUUGGCGCUACUACCGCAAUGCCGUCGGACUUGGGUCGGGCGCGGUGGAACUUGCAAAGGACAAGUUCGGGCAGAACAUCUUUGACCUGCCGAAGCCGACUUUCUGGCAGCUCUUCCAGAAGCAGCUCAUUUCGCCACUGGUGAUCUUUCAGCUCUUCUCGGCAGCCUUGUGGGUUAUGGACACUUUCUGGAAGUACACCUGCUUCACCCUGGGCAGCAUUUUGAUGUUCGAGGCCUCCACGGUCUUGCAGCGCCUGAAGUCCAUGGCGCAGCUCAGGGGCAUGAGCACCAAGAGCUCCUUGGUCUUUGUGUACCGGUGUGGCAAGUGGGAGGAUCGACCAAUCGAGGAACUCCUGCCCGGAGAUUUGAUCUCUUUGCAUACAAAGGCGGAUGAGCACAAGGUGGAGGGAGAGGCAGAGAAGAAGAAGGACACCUUGGUGCCAUGCGAUUGCCUCAUCGUCCGGGGCAGCGCGAUUGUCAACGAAGCCACCCUCACAGGCGAGUCCGUGCCGCAGAUGAAGGAUGCGAUGAGCAGCGCGGCAGAUCCCGAGAUGCUGGUUGAUUGCUUCGGCACCCAUAGGAUACACGCCCUUUUCAGCGGCACGUCGCUGAUUCAGACCACGUCGCCCGAGAAGGAGAAGGCCGUGAAGAGCGGACCCACGUGCCCGCCGGAUGAUGGAAUUGUUUGCUAUGUGCUGCGCACGGGCUUCAACUCCUCCCAAGGAGAGCUGAUGCGAAUGAUUGAGUUCUCCACAGAGAACGUGGGCGCAGAUACCGUGGAGACGGUGCUGCAGCUGAGCUUUCUUUUGGUGUUUGCCUUGGUGGCAGCCGGUUAUGUCAUGAAGAAGGCCUCGGAGGACCCCACGCGGCCCACCUACAAGACGCUGAUCCGAUGCACUCAGAUCAUCACCUCAGUGGUGCCGCCAUCGCUGCCCAUGCAGAUGGCCUUUGCCGUGAACACGGCCCUCAUGAGCUUGUUGAGGUCUGGAAUUUACUGCACCGAGCCCUUCCGGGUGCCCUACGCCGGCCGUGUGACACACUGCUUCUUCGACAAGACUGGCACCCUCACCUCGGAUCAGAUGGUGGCGGUGGGCAUGGUCAACCCCUCCACCAACAAGGAGGUGCCGGUGAAGGACGCUUCACAAAUGGCCUGUGUGGUGCUCAGCGGCUGCCAUUCCCUGAUCGAGGUGGAUAAGAAGCUCCUGGGGGACCCCAUUGAGGUGGCGGCCUUGCGGGGCAUCGGCUGGAGCUAUCAGCCCUCCACAUCCACUGCUUCGCCCACCAACUGGCGCGCGAAGGAGCUCACCAUUGCAAGCAAGAAGGAGUACGUAGCUGGAUUGAAAGAUAGCAUCGAGGCGGACCGGAAGGAGAAGGAGGAGGUGACAAAGAAGAUCCAAGAGCUGGAGAAGAGCUUGAAGCAGGACCGCAUUGAUGCCAGUAAACUGACGGUGGCCAUCAAGCACCGUUUCCACUUCUCUUCGGGCUUGCAGCGGAUGAGCACAAUCUGCAAGGUGACUUCCACAGACAGUAGCCAGUCCGGCGUCUACAGCUUGGUGAAGGGCUCACCCGAAGCCAUCGGCCAAUUGCUGCAGAAGAAGCCCGACUGGUACGACCAGGCCUACACCCACAUGGCUGAGAAGGGCCAGCGGGUUCUGGCGCUAGCCUACACACGGCUAGGUGGUGGCACAGAUGUGGCGAAUAGGCCCAGGGAAGAGGUGGAGCGAAACCUUAGCUUCGCGGGCUUCAUCGCCUUCAAGUGCGAGACGCGGAAGGACUCCAUGCUGGUGAUCAGGUCCCUGCAGGACUCCUCCCACUCCUGCGUCAUGUUGACGGGAGAUGCGCCACUCACGGCCCUCAGCGUCGCUGUGGAGGUGGGCAUUGCCCGGCUGGAGCCGGAGAAGGCCAUGGUCCUGGCUGAGGCGAAGGACGGCUUGGAGUGGCGCCCCGCCAUCUCGGACUCCAAGGCGAAGCCGGUGGAGUACUCCGUCACAGGCCUGCGGGAGCUGAGCAAGAGUCACGACCUCAUCAUGACAGGCGCUCCUUUGGAAAAGGCUUGGCAAAGGCCUGACGGACAGGAGAUGCAAUCGCAGCUCACCGUCGUGAAGAUCUUUGCAAGGCUGUCACCUUUCCAAAAGGAGCAGAUCAUUCAGGCGGUGCGGAAGUACGAGCAGACCUACUCCUUCAUGUGCGGGGACGGGGGCAACGACGUGGGCGCGCUGAAGGAGGCGGACGUGGGCCUGGCGCUGCUCAGCGGCUUCGGCACGGCAAACGUGGGGGCCAAGGGCGGCUCGGAGGAGAAGCAAUUGAGCGGCAAGGCGGAAGAUGAACUGGAGAGAGUGAGAAAAGAGAACCAGCAGAAGGCUCAAGAAAUUAUGCAGAAGUCCAAAGUCGAGAUGGCGAGGAAACAGAAGGACCUGGUCUCCAAGCAGCAGGAGUGGAUCCAGGAGGAGCUGGAGAAGCGCCGUCAGAAUGGGGAGGACACAGGCGUCAUGGCCCAGUUCGGGGCCAUGAAAACUGUCAUGGGCCGCCUCCAGUCAGAGAUGAAGAAGGAGCAGGAGAUGCAGCAGAAGAAGCAUGGCAGCGGCUUUGCAGACAGCGCCGCCAAAUGGGCGGAAGGCUUAGACUCCAUGGAGGACACGCCCAUGGUGCAGCUGGGCGAUGCGUCCACUGCUGCUCCAUUCACGACGCGGACGCCAUCCAUUGGCUCGGUGGUGGACAUCAUUCGCCAGGGCCGAUGUACGUUGUUGAGUGCCGUGCAGCAGAUGCAGAUCAUGAUGCUAGAGUCCAUGAUCGCAGCCUACACCAUGUCCACCAUGUCCGUGGAUGGCACUAGGCCAUCAGAGCCUCAGAUGAUGGCAAGCGGUACCAUGCUGGGCGUCGCGUCCUUGGCCUUCUCCUUCGCCAGGCCCCUGGAUCGAAUGCACCCGGUGAAGCCGCUGUCUUCGGUCUUCCACCCAGCUAACCUCCUCAGCAUGCUGGGGCAGCUGGCCAUCCACCUGGCCUGCAUGGUCUACAUCGCCGAGCUGGCGAAGGUGGCUAUGGGCGAGGACGAGGUCAAGGCCGUCAUCGAGUUCGAAAAGGAGCGGAACAAGCAGCUGGACGCCCUUACAGAGGAGGAGAUGUCGGAGUGGAAUUGGUUCAGCUCCGUGCCCUUCAAGAGCAACCUGCUGAAUACCUGCUGCUGGCUGGUGGAAACCGCACAGCAGGUGUCCGUGAUCUUUGUGAACUACAAAGGCAGACCAUGGAUGAAGGGCCUGCUGGAAAACCAGCCGCUUUUCCUGUCACUCUUCGGGUGCAUUGGCAUGGUGGCAGUUUGUGCCUGGGGCAUGGUGCCGCUGCUGAACUCCACCUUGAACUUGGAGGUGGUGCCUGAGGAUCUGCGGAUCAAGGUGAUUAUUGUGCUGUUCGUCUCCUUGGUUGGCUCCUUUGUCUGGGACCGGCUGAUGGUGGCACUCUGUGCGCCCCACAUCAUGGCGGCGCAGCUUGAGGAGGCGAAGGCCACCACCUGGCGAGACUUCCUGCCGCUGCUGCAGACGGUCGGCAUGAUCGGAGGAGGUGGUCUUGUGCUUGUGUCUGGCAACCCCCUCCUUUUUGGUGCGGCCUUCCUGCUGUACAGGAACUGGAAGAAAGCCCCCGAUGCAGCAGCGGGCGGCACAAGGUGA
Effrenium voratum is the source of this 3933-nucleotide messenger RNA. Lineage: Eukaryota; Dinophyceae; Suessiales; Symbiodiniaceae. The record is from the annotation of a GenBank genome assembly.